GUGAUGUGGCCGCGGCGUGUCUGCGUGGACGGGGACACGGGGGCGGGCGCUGGCUGUGGCGAGCGGGGCUGGCGGGCUGCUCUGUCACUUUAGAGCGAGUGUGAGGCUGAGCCGGCAGCAUCCCGGGCAUUUCCAGCGAGCGCCCGCCAGCAGCCCGGCACCGGUUGAAAUUCAGGCGUCUUAAGAGAGGGGAGGAAGAUCCUCGUCUUCCGAAGCCUCCUCAAUGAGUGCCAAGCUCUCCAAGGAGUUGAGGCUGUCCCUGCCACCUUGUCUCCUGAACAGGACAUCUGCCACCUUAAACACCAGCAGCACCUGCAUCACGCAAGUGGGUCAACUCUUCCAGUCCUUUUCGUCCACCCUGGUUUUAAUUGUCCUGGUCACCCUCAUCUUCUGCCUGAUCCUCCUAUCCCUCACUACCUUCCACAUCCACAAGAGGAAGAUGAAGAAGCGGAAAAUGCAAAAGGCUCAGGAGGAGUAUGAACGGGACCACUGCACCCGCAGCAGCAUUAGCAGCAGCCAGCACCCAGGCACGGAGGUGCAGGGAGAGGCACCCCAAGGAAGAGACAGCCGGCUGGGAAGACCCCCCCAGGACUCGGAGAUCCAGCGCCCCUCUCCCUUGGCAUCCCCAAGCUCUCAGCAAGCACGGGCUUGUUUGGACACAGCUGGUGCGGGGCUCCUGCAGACGGUGAUUUUGUCAUGAUGGUUUGGGGGAGACCGCGUGAAGGUGCUGGUUGGUGUUUGUAAAUACCUGAGUGAUUAUUCUAGCCCCCGAAGAAGAAGAAAAUGUUGCUAAUUCAAAUGAACGAACAAGCCCAUGAUCCAAGCGCAUGACAGAUCACAUUGCGUUUCUCAUUGACUGUGAGAGGAAAGGAUGCGUCUUUUUACUGGAGAAGGAGCUGCACACAACUACCAAAUAUCAAGUUGUCUACCUGGAGGAGAGGGUCAGGGGUGGGGGGGUCCCUUUUCCCUGGACAUCCCACUCUCCUGGGCCAGGGUGAUCCCACUCUCUUGGGAUCUGCUGCACCCUGUGUCACCAUUUCAUGGUGUGGGUUGGGGCAUGGGUGAGUGGCAUAGGGGGAGAGGCAUGUCUGGUGGGUGCCUUGGGACCCUCUGUCCUCUCGAAGGAGGGCAACAGUCCACUGUAGUCUUUCCUUUUGGGCUAGGACCUAUGCCCCUGUCACACCCCUCUCGCUCCUUUCCAGGACUGGAUAUUGUUUUGUGUAGAAAUGGCUACCCCUACUUGGGCUUCACUGGAAGCCUGUGACCCCACAGCCCAGUGCCCCUCAGCUGCAGCGCUGAGUGUCCUGCUGUCUGGGGGGAUGGAGCCAGCUCUCUGCACAGAGGGAUGAUGCCUGAGCUUUCCUCUUCCCUCAGCUCCCUUCAUCUUCUAAUGCCCCCCGCUUCCCCAUCCUCAUGCCAUGAAACCUGAAACCCAAACCCAGUACUGAUUUGUGUGGCAGGGCAAGGUAAUGUGCAGUAAGGUGCCCAUCCUCUUCCAGGGAAGGGGAUCCUUGUACCUCCUGUUGGUCCUGAAUAAACCCAGUUCUGCACCAGGCACCCAGCACUGAACGCCUGCAUUUACAGCUUUGCCUUCCAGCAAGGAAUCCUGCAGUACAGAGCUGGCUUCUACUUUUUUAGGCUGAUAAAUAUUUUUAACCCUCCUAAUCUAAUAGUUAGGGACAGACAACACUUUUUCUCCCUUUUCCCCUCUCGGGGAACAAACCACGCAGUUGUGCAAAAUGUCUGCUCCUAAAUCCUGUCAAAUACUUGUUUCAGAAGUGGCUGGUGUAGUUUCUCCCUGGCAAGCAUCAGGAGAUUUUUUUGUCUGUGGAUGGCAUGUGUGAGCGGCUGCUGGUACUGUGUGUUGGAAGCAGUGUCAGGUACAGAAAAUGCGGCUUUGCUUAGUAAUUAAAUCAAAGACCAUUACUUGAAGGUGCCUUAACAGAGUGCCAUAUCCAAACUUUGAAACAUCUUAUGUGGUAUAGCAGAGGCAGCCCUCUACUGUGCAUAUUAACAUCUAAAAAAUACAGCAAAGAAAAAGUGAUCCCAAGGGAUUUAUUCCUUCUUUUUUCUUUCUAUGCUGGCAUUCAAAGCAUUUGAGGAGAUAGUAGUAGUCCACAGUUUUUAAUAUUUUGUAUCCACUUAUUCUCUCUCUGCUGUACUCUGCCUCCCAGGGUGACUGUUAGGCUAGAAAAACUCCCAGGCACAGGCACCAGGAGGUCUGGGGCCCUAAGCCAGCAGUGAAUGCUAUUAACCAAUUUAAAGCAUGGAAAGAGGGUGGCAGAAGUGCUCCAUAAUCUUCUAAUAGCACCAAAAUGCAGAGGUUUCAGGGCAGUGUUUCUGUUACGCAGUUUUAUCCCUUUUCAAUCUUGCCUGGUCUGAAGGGAAACUGCUGUUGAGUUUGGAUCCGUGCCUCCAGCGUUUUAGGCAAGUACUGUAUCAUUCAGCUCAAGGAGCUGCUCCACCUGCUGAGGUUAGUGUGGCGAGCUACCUGCAACGGAGUGGUGUUUUGCACGUUGCAGUUUGAUGGGAGUGAUGGCUGACUCUCGCUGCCAGCCGGUAUGAUCAGAUGCUAAUGGCUAUUUCAUUGUUGCUGGGCGAGGAAAUUGGCUUUGUUUUGUUUCCCCUAAUAAAGGAUGCAUGAACUUUUGUGUUUAAUCUCCUUAUGCAACUGCAGCACAGUAUUGCACCACAGGGAAUAGAUUUAGGACAGUGAAGAGCGUUCAGUGAACAGUAAUAGAGCUUCCUGAUCGUUGAUCUCCGCUAAAUAGAGAGAUAUUACUUUCCCCUUUAUUUUGUGCCUUUAACAAAAAACAAAAAAACAAAAACAACAAAAC
Athene cunicularia (burrowing owl) is the source of this 2837-nucleotide messenger RNA. It is a transcript of the gene C1H11orf87, whose product is annotated as chromosome 1 C11orf87 homolog. The record is from RefSeq and is a predicted model, not a curated record. The transcript has 2 exons. Lineage: Eukaryota; Metazoa; Chordata; Aves; Strigiformes; Strigidae. Bases 224 to 700 code for a protein of 158 amino acids.